AUGGAUUAUAAUCCAUAUCAGAAUGGGUCUAAUUUUGUUGAUCUUCUAACCAGUCAACAAAAAAGUGUCUUCGGUCAUUCACAAGAUCCCUUCACGGCCACUCAACGUAGUGAAGAGACUUUUGUAGAGCGUAGAGAACGCCGCACAUGGACGCCUAGAGAUGACAUUGUCCUCAUGAGUGCAUGGUUCAACACAAGUAAAGACCCGGUGGUUGGAAAUGAGCAGCGUUCAGGUGAUUUCUGGAAGCGAGUUGGAGCCUACUUCGCGGCAAGCCCGAAGGUUGCAGGCUGCGAACGGAGAGAGGCUGGCCACUGCAAGCAACGUUGGCAGAAGAUAAACGAAGGGGUCUCCAAGUUUUGCGGAGCUUACGAGGCUGCAAAGAGGGGGAAAACAAGUGGACAAAAUGACAAUGACGUUCUGAAGAAAGCACAUGAGAUGUUCUACACGAACCAUAAGAAGAAGUUCAGCCUCGAGCAUGCGUUUAUGGAGCUGCGUCACGACCAGAAAUGGUGUGAUCUUUCAAACUCUAAAACCGAAGGAAGCUCAAGGAAGAGGAAGUAUGAGGAUGCUGAUGAAGCAAGCAAUCGACCACCGGGUGUGAAGGCGGCUAAGGCGCGGGGUAAGAAAACGACGUCUGAUGAGAUACCUCUGUCUAAGUUUCAGACGAUGUGGUCCAUUAAACAACAGGAUCUUGUUGUCAAAGAAAGGCUAUCCAAGAUGUCUCUGCUUGAUAGUCUUAUUGGAAAAGAAGGACCACUAACUGACUCUGAGGAAGCUCUGAAGAAGAAGCUGAUCACUGACUUGUUGUCUGUUUGA
Molecule: messenger RNA, 816 nt
Organism: Brassica oleracea var. oleracea
Lineage: Eukaryota; Viridiplantae; Streptophyta; Magnoliopsida; Brassicales; Brassicaceae
Product: glutathione S-transferase T3-like
Exons: 2
Coding region: 1-816 (271 amino acids)
Source: RefSeq, a predicted model, not a curated record